Molecule: messenger RNA, 924 nt
Organism: Rangifer tarandus platyrhynchus (Svalbard reindeer)
Lineage: Eukaryota; Metazoa; Chordata; Mammalia; Artiodactyla; Cervidae
Source: the annotation of a GenBank genome assembly
AUGUACUUCCGCUCGCAAAAGGGCCUCACCGGGCUGAGCGACGUCUACAUCACGGCUUCACCACGGUCAGCUCCCACGGGGCAGUUCUUACCCAUUUCAGAGGAGGAGGGGAAAGCUGGAGGAGGAAUCCACUCACGAGGUACCUCUGGAAAGCAAGGAUUGACCAUGCCCUCAGAGCAGUAUGUUCAAAAUGGUUUCUGUGAACACUAUUCUAACAGCCAAACUCCCGAGAGGGGCGCCCCUGGAGCCCUCCUCCGCGCCCGGGAGCCCCGGAGGAGCCUCCCGGGCAUCCAGGCGCCGCGUCCCCGUCUGACACCUCUCGGUGCUGAACUCCGCGGCGGCCGCGAGCCUCCCGCCGUGCCUCACCUCUGCUCGCCGAAAGCAUCCUUCUCCGCAGCCGCAGCCGCUCAGGAAGCGGCUCCCCAUGCCCGGCGGGCGGCGGCACUCAGGCGCGCUCUCCAGCCCGGGAAAGCCCGGGCGAUCGCCGAGCUGGGUCCAUCCUCCCUGGGAGCCACGGGCCCCGCGUCAGAGCAGGGGGAGGAGACCGCCCCGCGCGCAGACCCGCCUCCUCCCGCGCCCCCGCCCCGCCGGCCCCGAGCCCGCCAAGCGCCGCUCACCUGCCCGCUCCCCGGACGCCGCCGCCGCCGCCGCCUCCUGGCUGCCCGCCGCGCGCCCUGGCUUCACGCUCCCUCCCGAAUGUUCUGUGCGCCGCCCGAGCGCGCUCCGAAAGCUUCGCGGAGUCGAGGUGGUGACGAGGAGGAGGAAGAGCGAGCGAGCGGGGGCGCCGCGGUUCGCAGUCGAGCCUCUGGAGGCCUGGCGCUCACUCCCCAUCCCGGGGUAGAAGGGGGAGAGCUGAGCCCAGAGCGCUGGGUCCCCGCCCCGGCUACGUGGGCGGAGAGGGGGCGUGGGGGCGAGAUGGGGUAA